This is a messenger RNA of Halichondria panicea, 1506 nucleotides long. RefSeq names its product USP6 N-terminal-like protein. The coding region runs from base 172 to 1365 and encodes 397 amino acids. The transcript is spliced from 9 exons. The record is from RefSeq and is a predicted model, not a curated record. NCBI's taxonomy places the organism in Eukaryota, Metazoa, Porifera, Demospongiae, Suberitida, Halichondriidae.
CUCGUUUAAUUGGAUAUAAAGAUGGGUGUGUACGUGUGUCAUAUUAUUUACACACAGAAAGUUUUGUUUGAGAGAUACAAAGAACGUUUUAUAGCGAGGGUCGGUAAACAGCUACCACCAGUAGUUUUAUAAAGAGAUAUUCCACAAAAGGUUUGUUGUUGCUAGGCAACCAUGUCUAAUUCUAAUCGCACUAGUCCAGAGGAACGAGAACGAAUCGUUGCAAAGUACGAUAUGGGUCGGGAGGAGGGUGCUGUGAUAGAGGACUGGGAGGACCCUGACCUCUCACUCUACACCACCACUGACAGAUAUGGCUUCAUGCAUAACACACCACUGUCAGGUGUUGAGCUCCCUGAGAAGUUGGUUCAGUUAGAGAGAGAGAGAGCAAUCAAGUGGGCCACCAUGGUCAGUCAGUGGGACAGAUACAACCACUCAUCAACACUGCACAGAAGGGUCAACAAAGGGAUCCCUAACUCAGUGCGUGGGUCAGUGUGGAGACAUGUGCUCGAUAUUGAGAACCUACGACAAGACAGUAUCUAUGAGGCUAUGAAGGAGUUGGGCAGACGCACAUCACCUGACGUACGACAGAUUGAUCUGGACGUGUUGAGAACGUUCAGGAACCACAUUAUGUACAGGGAACGGUAUGGGAUCAAGCAGCAGGCCUUGUUCCAUGUGCUGGUGGGCUACUCCAUGUACAAUCCUAGCCUGGGCUAUUGUCAGGGGAUGAGCAGUAUUGCAGCCGUGCUACUCAUGUAUCUCAAUGAGGAGGAUGCAUUCUGGGCUCUCGUGGCUUUAAUAGGGAACAAGAAGUACGCUAUGCAUGGUCUACUGAUACCAGGGCUGCCCAAACUGUUGGCCUAUUGUGACUAUCAUGCUGACAUGAGGAAGAGGCUGUUGCCCAAACUAGACAGGCAUCUGAACAAGUAUCAUGUGAAUGCCUCAGAGUACAGUGCUGCUUGGUUUGUGAAGCUCUAUCUAGACGCUCUUCCGUUCCAGUUGGUCCUGCGUAUAUGGGAUGCCCUAUUCUUCCAGGGAGAGAGUGUCCUUGCUGCCAUGUCCCUAGUGGUGCUCAAGAUGAACACUAGGCAGUUUCUUCCCGAGAGAGAGGAUGGUAUUCGUAUCUCUCUCCAGGAGCUAUCUCGUCAGUCCUUCAACGAAGAUGAGGUUAUCGCUGAGCUACAGAGUGUGACUGCCGACCUCAGCAAGUCUCGACAAGCCAUCCCACAAGUGGUGGAGCUGGUGGAACUGUCAGAGCUCAACAGACAAGCGUUGGAGAGAGCUGCUUUGAACUCUGCCUCUAGUGGAACUCAUGAUAGCUUAGUGGUGACUGGAGCUAGUCCUGAUUCUAGUGCAGAAUCGUGGGUGUGAGCCCACCCCCUCAAUCUUGUCUGUUUCUAUGGUUACACUGAUUGUUUGUAUGUCACCACACCAACUGUAUACAAGUGUGCUUCACUGUUACUGUAUGUUGUCUUGUGUAUAUAAUGUAUAUCAGAAACAAUAUUCAAUCAA